This is a messenger RNA of Peronospora matthiolae, 417 nucleotides long. The record is from the annotation of a GenBank genome assembly. NCBI's taxonomy places the organism in Eukaryota, Oomycota, Peronosporomycetes, Peronosporales, Peronosporaceae.
AUGCAGGGUCUUGCGGAUGGUCCCGUCAAGACUCACCUGUUCCGACUUGAACUAGAUUCACUAGAACAAGCCAUUUCCAUUGCGGAGCAGGAAGACUUCAGUCUGAGACAGGCUCGCGCCAGCUCGACAUCGUAUCGUCAACCGAGACGAUAUGACAACGGAGGUCCAGAGCCAAUGGAACUCUGUUAUGUAGAGAGCGAGAAGGCUCGCUCUACAGGCUACAAGAAGUUGCAGAGAUGCAACAGAUGUCAAAAGACAGGACACUACGCUCACGAGUGUAGUGCCCCUCGUCCAGUGUCUCGCGACACUGGGCGUAGUGACCGUCCACCCAUGAGAAAGGGGCAGGGACGAGGGUCCGCGGUUGGUGCAAAGACGCAACAACGGGAUGUACCGUCAAAAAACGGACAGGAUCAGUAG